AUGCUGGCCAACAUGGCGCUCGAGAACGCAAGCCUGCCCGCCCUGCUGAACGCAUGGCGGACACUGCGACGUCACGGCGUACAAGUACGCCUGCACCGUGAUGCUGAGCGUAAUUCUCAGCCCGGCGGCGCCCUCGUAACGAUCUUCAGCUUCCAGUACCUCAAUGGGUGCAGCGUGCAGCGCCACGUCCUGAGCGUUGUCACCGAGCCAUGCGGCUCCGUCCCCAUCGUUGUGUCCGACUACUCGUCGUCGACCAACAACACCUCGAGCAACAACAACCUGGGCCACGAGGCACGCAGCGAAGUGUACGCAUUCAUCGCCGCCGCCUCUCUGCCACGUUGA
Messenger RNA from Phytophthora sojae, 342 nucleotides. RefSeq lists its product as hypothetical. The record is from RefSeq and is a predicted model, not a curated record. Lineage: Eukaryota; Oomycota; Peronosporomycetes; Peronosporales; Peronosporaceae. The transcript has 2 exons. The coding region runs from base 1 to 342 and encodes 113 amino acids.